AUGGAUUGGCAAUGGUCAGCUGUGUGUGAUGCCCAUACACAUCUUCAUGAUGACAAGGAAAAUAUCAGUCGACUUGGAGAACAAGUUAAGACAGGAAGACUAGGUGUCAUGGGAACCCAUAUGGAUGAUUUGGAUAUUGUUGCAAAAUUGGCUGGUGACUUUAAAGAGAAAGUUAUACCAUUCUUUGGCCUCCAUCCAUGGUUUGUUCACGGUCUAUCUUUAGAAGAUGUGCCAGACAAAGAACUACAUUAUCGCUCUGUUCUUGUGAAUACCGAAUCUAACAAAACGUCUAGUGACGAAGAUUCUCUUGGGACUAUUAUAAGUUCUUUACCAUCUCCAAUACCACUGUCCAACUGGCUGACCACUGUCGAAAAACUUCUGAUAGCCUAUCCCCGCAGUCACCUUGGAGAAGUAGGUCUGGAUACAUCCGCAAAAUUACUAUCACCAACUACUCAGACUCCAACGAAAAUACAAACUUCAAUGGAUCACCAAGCAGCCGUUCUCGAGAAACAGCUCGAUUUAGCUGCAAAGCAUAAUCGCAGCGUAAGUUUACACUGUGUGCGAUCGACGGGACAAUUUGUCUCGCUUAUACAGAGCAAGUUUGGAAAGCAACAACCUCUCCCUCCGCGCAUUUGUAUACACUCGUAUAGUGGAUCAGUUGAUACCAUCAAAUUAUUGACUCAAUCUACAAAAAAGAAGAAAUUUCCGGUUGAUAUGUAUUUCUCAUUUAGUAGUAUACUUAAUGGACGGAAUAGACGCUUUUCUGAAUUGGUGAGCGCCGUACCGGAAGACAGAUUGCUAAUCGAGUCCGAUUUUCAUUCCCCGAUUGGAUUGGAUGGGCUAAUGCGGGAAAUAGUAGAAGCCGUAGCCAUGGUAAAGAAUUGGACGCCGAAGGAAACAGUCGAGAGGACACAUACAAAUUUCAUGCAAUUUAUUGGAGAAGGUUGA
Paraglomus brasilianum is the source of this 948-nucleotide messenger RNA. The record is from the annotation of a GenBank genome assembly. NCBI's taxonomy places the organism in Eukaryota, Fungi, Glomeromycota, Glomeromycetes, Paraglomerales, Paraglomeraceae.